AUGUCGUCAGUCGGGAAACUUUACUGUAAUCCCCAUAACCCUCGACUCUACAAAAUUCUCAUUGUUGCUGAAUACAACAACCUUGAAGUAGACGUACCUGAGUUUGAGUUGGGGGCUCAUGACAAAUCUCAAGAUUUUUUGGAAAAAUUUCAUCAUAGCAAGGUCCCUGCCUUCGAAAGUACCGAUGGCGUUCAUUUGAAUGAAUCUGGAGCGAUUGCAUACUACUUGGCUUCGCAUAAGGAAGGCACUCAACUAUUAGGCAAAGAUAAAAAGGAGACGUCACAAGUUAUUCAUUAUGUUCUUUUUGCUGAAAAUGAGAUCGCACCUCAUGUGAAUACUUGGGUUAAUCCUAUUCUCAAAAUUACUAAUUAUAAUAAACCAGCUCAUUUGCAAGCUGUUGAUAGUCUGAAAAAAUCAUUAGAUGUAUUGGAAAAGGUGUUGUUGAAAAAAACAUACCUUGUGGGAGAACGUAUAACGUUAGCAGAUAUCACCGUGGCCACUGCACUUUAUCAAGGCUUCAAACACGUAUUAGACGCAGAAUUCCGCAAGAACUAUAAGAAUCUUACACGUUGGUAUGUGACACUCGUUAAUCAGCCUAGCUUCAAAAAAGUUUUGGGUGAAGUUUCUCUUGUGGAAGUUGCUGAAGUUUAUACUCCUCCCAAAAAAGAGGAAAAAAAGAAGGAACCAAAAAAAGAGCAGCCAAAGAAAGAAGCUAAGCCUAAAGAAAUAGAUGAAGCGGAAGAAGAUGACAUAAAACCUGAACCUAAACCAAAGAGCAAAUUAGAUUCUCUUCCACCUAGUAAAUUAAAUCUUGAGGAAUGGAAGCGCUUCUAUUCUAAUAAUAAUACUCGUCCGGAUGCUAUUAAUUGGUUCUGGGAACAUUAUGACCCGGAAGGUUAUUCCAUCUGGCGUGUAGAUUACAAGUAUAACUCGGAGCUUCAAAAAAUCUAUCAAAGUUCAAAUCUUAUCGGUGGCUUUUAUAAUCGUCUAGAACGCGCUCGUAAAUAUGCUUUUGGUAGUUUGCUGGUUCUAGGCGAAGAUAAUAAUAAUGAAAUUGCCGGUUAUUUUGUAAUCCGGGGUCAAGAAAUACCAGAAGAAGUAUCUGAUGCUGCUGACUUUGAGAGUUAUAACUUCACAAAGGUUGAUCAUAAUGAUCCCGCUGUUCGUUCAAGUUUCGAGGAUUAUUUGGCUUGGGACGGUCAUCUUGACGGCAAGAAAUAUGCAGAUGGCAAAGUUCCUAGUCAAGAGGGGCAGGAUGAUGUUCAGGAAGUCGAGUUGUCCGCUCCGGCGCCAGAAUACAUAAUAGAAAAUGAAACAACACCUAUGGUUGUCGAACAGCAACCGAUUACUACAAUCAGUAGCAGUUCUGCAAAUAGUAAUAGCAAUAAUAACUCUCAAAUCGAAAAUGAAAACGUUGAUACUGUUAGAGUUUUGAAACUGUCUUCAAGCACCGAUGGUGUUUGGUCUAAUUUGACAGCUAAACCCGAGAAAGAAACUGAAAAAGAAGAGUUACCUCCGCCUUACGAGACUGCCGCUGCUGAUGCAGCUCCACCUUAUUGGGAAACUACUAUUAUUGCACCUGGAAUGAGUGGCGAUGAGCUUCUUGUUGAAGGACUUCCUGUAGGAAAUGUGUUCAGUUUUGUUUGGAAUAUGCUCGUAUCGAUGAGCUUCCAAUUUGUUGGCUUUUUGUUGACUUAUCUUUUGCAUACAAGUCAUGCUGCCAAGAACGGCUCCCGAGCUGGUUUAGGUUUCACAUUAGUUCAAUAUGGAUUCUAUCUUCGUGGUAGAGCAUUACAAGAAGAAGGCUAUCAAUAUUACGGUGAGGAAGAUGAGGAUAAAGAAAUGCUUGCUAGAAGUGCAUGGUUAAGUUAUUUACUUAUGUUUUUGGGUUGGUUUAUUGUAAUUCGGAGUUGCUCUGAUUAUAUUCGAGUAAAGAGAAUGGAGGCUGUUAUGCGCACAACUCCCGAAGAAAAUGUGUAA
Messenger RNA from Ambispora leptoticha, 1980 nucleotides. The record is from the annotation of a GenBank genome assembly. Lineage: Eukaryota; Fungi; Glomeromycota; Glomeromycetes; Archaeosporales; Ambisporaceae.